AUUUUCUUUUUCUUUUUUAGAGAUUUUUAGGGGUAGUUUUGAGUAAUAGCCAAUAUCAAAGUCUCUGAAAGGCAUGGGACCUAAAAAUUGGCAUGCAGGUGUCUAAUAGAUAAAUAUUGAAACUCAAUUUAUUCAAAAUGGACGAGAAUAUAUAUAAAUUGCAACUAUUAACUCUUGCAAAUGAAGCAGAGAUCUAUUUGCGCGAACUGUUUCAUGAUUCUGAGUAUGGAAAUCUACCGAAAGAUGAAAAAAAGUUAUAUAGUCAUAUGGAAAAGUUAGAUAGAAGUGGUAAAUUGAGUCAUCUUCGACCAGAACAACGAGAAAUUGUUUUACCAGGCAAUAAAAAGACAAACUCAGCGAAAUUUGACACCAUUCUGUUGUCUCACUUUCUUCUUACUCACGCAAAAUUAACCAAACCAGCUCGAGCAGCUCUGGAGAAAAUAGGCGAGGAAAAGAACCUUAUUCUAAGUAACCCUGACAUAACGUAUCAAGAAUUUGAAACACGAUGGAACAAUAUGGAAACAUUUCUUCGUAGGCUUGGAUAUCCGUAUGACUGCCAUGCUAAAUAUAUAAAAGCGGCCUAUGAUUUCGAUCAAUUAGAUGCCUUGGACGGAAUUGAAGACUCGUUAAGGAAAAGUGAGAGAGAAAUAAAAGAAUAUAACGACAAGAAUAAAUUCAAAUGAGAAACCAUUGAAAAUCAUUUUGAGCAGCACUUGGCGAUAUUUGUACUUAAUGUUGUUCUGUAAACUUUUUAGACAUUUUCUUAUCCAAAUUACAUGAAUUAAAUGAACAUUGUCAUUUUUAUAGUUCACAAGAACAUCAAAAAAAUAGUCUUUAAAUAUGUUAAUAUUUGCUACUUACAUGUUUUCUUCAUUUUGUUUAGGUUGUUUUUUGUUUGUUUAUUUCAUUCAUUCUGUUAAGGAACUCUUUUCCAUUUUUUUUUGUUACAUUAUCGAGAUUUAUUCAUUCCAAAUUUUCCACUUGGUCAGUUGCUAAUCAGUUCAAAUCUCAAACUCAGCAUUCAGCAACUCGAUUUCUUAUUAAGGAAACGUGCAGAUUUUAAAAUUGAAAGGCAAUUAAUAACACAAACGUUCUAUUCUUUAAUAAUGAACAUUUUUAAGAUUUGAAGAAUUAGAUGAUGUUAAAAUUGUCUUUUGCGCAAACAUUAAAGUAUGCUAGCAAAAAAGAAAGCAAAAAUGUUUGAAAAUAAUUGUUUCUUAGUAAUUCCAGACACGCAUGAAAUUUUGUUUCUCUAAAUCUGUAAAUGAAUCCAGGCUGUUAAUACGCUUUCACAUACUUUCUGAGUUCAUAUAUCGAUGUACUUUUUCAAUGUUCUCAAUAUUUUGCGAGUUAGCAGUUGAAAAGAUCUAUAAUUAACAUGUUCUUAAUUGAUUACAAAUUAUUAACCCUAACACAGUUUUUCUCGCAUCGAUAAACAUAUAAUUAGACAAUUUUCCCCAAUCAAUCGACGGUAUUUACUCAUUAUUUUCUGCCCAGCUCGAGCAUUUAAAUUCUAUUAAUUGUUCAUUAGAAACAAACAAUAGAAAUAGAACUUUUUUUUAAAGCCGGCUCUUAUUUCCGCCAGUCGCCAAAAUAACGCCCUUUUAGGGUGGCUUGAUAAGGGCCGAUAAGGUAGUUGUUAUACAUUGAUGUGAGUUGUAGCUCAAAAAGGAGCAUAUAGAGGCAUUAGGCCCCUGUUCGCAGUAUCUUCAUUGAUAAUAGUCCCAUUAAAACUGAAGAGUGUCUUUUAUUUUAAAUUAUCUUUAAUUUUUAAAACCAUGUAUCUCACGGGCCUUAUCGACUGGUGCAAUGAAAUAAUAAACAACCUUGUGCCCACUAAAGGAAGAAGAUAAGGAAAAAGUAGUACCGUUAACAAGCUGUUUACAUAAAAGAGAAAAAAAACAAAGAUUUAGUGAAUUAGUUUGUGUAAAUUAGUGUAUAUUACUUACUAUGUAACAUCAACUUUAAAUAAAUGAAAUGAAUAAAAACAAAAAAACAAACAAGUAAACAAAUAAACAAGAAAAUAAACAAAAACCAAACAAAGAAAAAUACCCCUAAUGCUUAUAAAUUUGAGAAAUUUAUAGUGUAUAUGGUACUGAGAUAAUUGAGCUCGGCCGCACAACGUUCAACACAAAAAUAGUGUAAGUGCGUCAAACAAGAA
This is a messenger RNA of Hydractinia symbiolongicarpus, 2161 nucleotides long. RefSeq lists its product as uncharacterized. The transcript is spliced from 2 exons. Lineage: Eukaryota; Metazoa; Cnidaria; Hydrozoa; Anthoathecata; Hydractiniidae. The record is from RefSeq and is a predicted model, not a curated record. The coding region runs from base 138 to 683 and encodes 181 amino acids.